Messenger RNA from Salmo salar (Atlantic salmon), 2318 nucleotides. Its product is annotated as G protein-activated inward rectifier potassium channel 3. Gene Ontology annotation, cellular component: plasma membrane. Gene Ontology annotation, molecular function: inward rectifier potassium channel activity. NCBI's taxonomy places the organism in Eukaryota, Metazoa, Chordata, Actinopteri, Salmoniformes, Salmonidae. Gene Ontology annotation, biological process: potassium ion import across plasma membrane; regulation of monoatomic ion transmembrane transport. The record is from RefSeq and is a predicted model, not a curated record.
GUUGUCUCCACCACUAAGCAGAAUGGCAGCCAUACAGUAGCUUCAUCCAGUCAAUAACAAGAGGGAAUUCUUCAUCACAGAGGGCAAUUCCAGCCAUGUUCUCCACGGUGAUCUCCAACAGCUGUGCACUCUAUGGGGACUAUGGCAACUAUGGACCUCCCCCAUACCCCAGGAAGAACAUCAGACCCAGAGCUUCACUUCAACACAACCCAUAUAACCCAUACAGGCCAUACCUGAGGAGGGUGGACACAAGAGUAUCUUUAGCCAAUCCCAAUAAAAUCUCCAGGGCCACCAGUAGGGGUCAGUAUGUCACCAUGCCUGUUCACCAUCCAAAGCUGCAUCCACUGCCGGUCAGUCAGAGGAUUAUCCAAUCACAGCACAAAGCAAGGCAGACCAGGAGUGCUGAGAGGUUCUCCAGUUAUGAUACAAGCUCCUGGGUUGAGAACGGCUCUAGUAAACCUAAUAGAGGGAAGAAAACACAGAACAAGGCCACAUCUUCUUCUUCCAAGAGUACAGGAGACAUAAGACACAAGAGUUCCAGUUCUAAUGGUCGCCAGCACCAUCGCUACUUCACCAAGGAUGGCAUGUGUCGUGGCUCAUCAUACAGCUCCAAGAACAAGAUGUGUGACCUGAUCGGCACCCUGGUGGAUCUGAAGUACAGCUGGAUCCUAUUUGUCUUCACCCUGUGCUACAUCGUCACCUGGGCAGCCUUCGCAGAGCUCUACUUCCUGGGUGCCUGGCUGCGUGGUGAUAUGGAACACAUACAAGACCCGCAAUGGCAGCCAUGCUUUGAGAAACUGGACAGUUUCCAUUCGGCCCUCUCUAUCUCCAUGGACAGCCAAAUCAUCAACGGCUACGGCUCUAGAGUGGCCUCAGCCAACUGCAUGGACGGGCUGGUUCUCAUGAUGGCACAGUCCAUCAUUGAAUCAGUGUUAGACACCAUGAUGCUGGGCUGCAUCCUGGCCAAGCUAGCCAAGCCUAAGAGGAGGCUGCCCACUCUGUUUUUCAGUCAGCACUGUGUGGUCUCUGAGAGGGAUGAGAGGCUGUGCCUGAUGUUCAAUGUCAAGACUCUGAAAGAGACACACAUGCUGGUGGCAGAGAUAAGAGCCAAGCUGAUCAAAUCUCACCAUACCAAAGAGGGAGAGUUCAUCCUGUUGGAGCAGAGAGAGCUGACUCUGGGGAUGGGGCCAGAUGGGGCCAGGCUGUUCACAGUGGAGCCCCAGACCGUGGAGCAUGUCAUUGAUGAACAAAGUCCUCUCUGGGGCAUCAGCGCUGACUCCUUAGAGUGGCAUACCUUUGAAAUUGUGGUCAUGGUGGACGGAGCCGUUCAAGACGCAGGCACAGCCUUCCAUGUGAGGACCUCCUACACGGAAGAUGAGAUUUUUUGGGGACAGUGCUUUAAGUCAUACAAGCCACUAGACGAGAGGGGGAUUGGUUCCAAUCACAAGACCUCUGAUAAGAACUAUAAGGUCCAGACUGCCACGCACAGUAACAGAGAGAUGGCAGUGAGACAAAGACAUGAGAGAUCCCCUGGACAUGACACAGACUCUGUCCCCUCCAACAUGUCUACAAGGAAAGUACAUUACCAGUAUUUAUCUGAUCAAAUGUUACUGUGCAACUCAGUCACUAAUAACAAUGGCACAGGAACUAGGAAACUUAGUAAGAAUGAGUUCUUUAUAUAAAUAUUGACAUUUGACAAGUCGGCAUAGAAGUUUUAAUCAACGUUUAUGAAAUCAAGACACACUGUACAUAUCCUUCAGAAUGUUAAUACAAUGUAAAUAAACAAAUGCUGAUGACCAAUAUCUAAAGCUGCCAUUUAUAUAUCUAAUUUAUCAAACUUUCUGAAUACUAAUUUGUAAACGUGAGAACAGCACCCCUUGUGCUAGCCAAGCACUUGUGUGAUAUACAGUUACAAUUAUGCUGAUUGUAUUAGUUCUUAUUGGUCUCCUUACAAAAGGUAUCUCACUGCCCAUACAUCAAGUUCUCCCAAUUAAGAUUGUCAUUAUGAUUGUAUUGCCAUGUGCUGUGCCGAUUUGAUAAACGGACAAAUGAAUGUCAGCAUUACUGUCUAUUCACCAGCAAAGGGGAUAUCUCAUUCACAUACCAUCAUAGACUCUUGCCAAAGUUGAUAUUUAUGUAAAUUUACAGUAUGUGUUACAAUUCCCUUUAAUCAAUCCAUUAUGUUUUUGGAUGUAAACCCACACUCAUUCCCAGUCUGCAUGUCAACACACAGUAUUAGUCUGCCACAUCCACCUCAGGUCACAGACAGACAGACAGACAGACAGACAGACAGACAGACAGACAGACAGACAGACAGA